AUGGCGCGUGGUUACAAUCCAAACCACAAUUACCGUGUUUGCAGUACCUGGGGCAAUUACCACUUCAAAACCUUUGAUGGAGAUGUUUAUCAUUUUCCUGGAACCUGCAAUUAUGUCUUCGCAUCGCAGUGCUUGAGUUCGUACGAGAACUUCAACAUCCAGAUAAGGCGAACCAGCACUGAUGGUCAUCCAAGGAUCAGUCACAUUGUCAUGAAAAUUGAUGGAUCAGUGGUAGAAGUAAUUAAUUCAGCCAUUUUCGUCGAUGAUAAUCUGGUGACACUACCUUUUGCCCAUUCUGGAAUCAUGAUAGAGAAUGUCAGCGAUUACACCCGCAUUACAGCAAAGAUUGGCUUGACAUUGACGUGGAAUGGAGAUGAUGCCCUUGAGCUUCAACUGGGUCAACAGUAUUUCAACACUACUUGUGGAUUGUGCGGUGACUUCAAUGGCAUCCUUGAGAAUGAUUUUGUUUCAAAUGGCUUCCACCUGACUCCCAUCCAGCAUGGGAAUUUGCAGAAAUUGAAUGGACCCACAGAACACUGCAAAGACGUGCUGUCUGACGUUGUGAAAAAUUGCUCAGAAUUUGUAAAGAGAUGGAGAAAGCUACAAGCAUUUAUUGGAAAUUCCAGUAGCAUGUGCACUGAUGUUCUACACCGUUACCAAGUAGUCACCAGGACCAUCAAUGUGAACCUUCCACAGGUCGAUGUUCAUUCCUAUCCUUCUCUAAAUAACUUUCAUUUACAGGAAUCUGUGUGUGAAAAUGUACUCAAAGGGCCUGAUUUUGCCAGCUGCUUAUACACAUUGGACAUCUCACCUUUCAUCAAAAGUUGCAUGCUGGACUUAUGUCAGUGCAAUGUAUUGAAGCAAUCAUCAACGUGCCUCUGCAACACCUUAUCAGAAUUUUCUAGGCAGUGUGCUCAUGUUGGAGGGAAGCCAGCCAAUUGGAGACGGGAUGGUUUAUGUGAAAAGUCAUGCCAGCUUAAUAUGACCCAUGAUGAAUGUGGUACUCCAUGUGCAGACACGUGUUCAAAUCCUUCCAGGAGCCAGAUGUGUGAUGAUCACUGUAUUGAUGGCUGCUUCUGCCCUCCCAACACUGUUUUCGAUGAUAUUUCUAACAGUGGAUGCAUCCCAGAAGAAAGGUGUCCUUGUACCUACAAUGGACAGGCUUAUGCAAAUGGAGAGUCUUAUUCCACCAAAUGCAGUAAAUGCAUUUGCAAUGGAGGCCAGUGGGCUUGUAAUGAUCGGAUCUGCCCUGGGAUCUGUUCCAUCGAGGGAGGUGCUCACAUUAACACAUUUGAUGAAAGCCAUUACACAUUCCAUGGAAAGUGCCACUAUGUUCUUGCGAAGGACUGCAGAAAUACCAUGUUCACAGUCCUGGGAGAGCUGCAGCCAUGUGGCAUAACAGAAACUGAGACUUGUUUAAAGUCAGUGGUAGUGACUGCCCGUGGAACUCAAACUAUCAUCUCCAUUAACCCUACCGGCAGUGUUUCUGUCAAUUCAAUCGUGACUCAAUUGCCUGUUACCGCUGCCAAUAUCACUGUGUUCAAGCCCUCAAAUUUCCAUGUUAUUCUGUACACAUCCUUUGGACUGCAGCUCCAGAUUCAGUUAGUGCCCCUAAUGCAGCUCUACGUAACUCUGGAUCCAUACUUCAAGAGUCGGAUGUGUGGUCUUUGUGGAAACUUCAACGACAUACUGAACGAUGAGUUUAUGAUAGCGUCUGGUAUUGUGGAAGGAACAUCAGCCACCUUUGCAAACACCUGGAAGACCCAUGCCAGCUGCCCAGACAGAAAAGAUUAUCAAGAAAAUCCAUGCUCCUUAAGUGUUGAUAAUGCGAAAUAUGCUAAGCAUUGGUGCGGUCUACUGCUGGCGGAAGACUCUGUGUUUGCACAGUGCCAUUCACAGAUUAAUCCUGUAAUCUACAAUCAGCAAUGCAAAUAUGACACCUGCAACUGUGAGAAGACUGAGGACUGCAUGUGUGCUGCCCUCUCUGCAUAUGUUCAGGCGUGUGCAGCCAAGGGCAUUGUCAUUACCAACUGGAGAGCUGAUGUGUGCUCAAAGUACACCAACUGUCCAAAGACACUUGUCUACAGCUACAACAUGACCAGCUGCCAACGCACCUGCCAAUCGCUGGCCGCACCGGACAAGACUUGUGAAGUCAGCAUUGACCCAGUGGAUGGAUGUGGUUGUGCUGAAGGAACCUACAUGGAUGACACAGGGAAAUGUGUGGAGCCCUCCGACUGCCCAUGCUACCACAAGGGGACAGUCGUGCCCGCCGGAGAGGUCGUUCAUGAGAACGAUGUCAUGUGGAUUAGCGUUGUGCAGGUUCACUAUUGGUUUUGCUUUUCAGUCUGCAUGUCUCCCAUGGUUUUCUUUGACUGCCAGAAUACUUCACCAGGCAGCAAAGGGGCAGAAUGUCAGAAGAGCUGUCAAACCCUCGACAUGGAGUGUGUAAGUACAAAUUGUACCUCUGGAUGCAUGUGUCCUGAAGGUUUGCUUUCUGAUGGAAAUGGUGGCUGUAUUCCCUUAAAUGAAUGUCCCUGCACACACAAUGGCAUCCAAUAUCAACCUGGGGAAAGCCUCCAGGUGGACUGCAACUCAUGUGUUUGCAAUAACAGAUCUUGGGCCUGCUCAAAACAUGAGUGUCAUGGAACAUGCAUGAUCUAUGGCGAUGGGAAUUACAUCACGUUUGAUGGACAACGCUACACUUUCAAUGGGGACUGUGAAUAUAUAGUUGCACAGGAUUAUUGUGGAAAUAAUCUUUCCAAUGGAACCUUCAGGAUAAUCACUGAAAACAUCCCUUGUGGCACCACUGGGACAACGUGUUCUAAAUCAAUCAAAAUCUUCUUGGGUAACACUGAAAUAAAACUGUCAGACGGAAAGUAUGAGACGAUGAAGCUGAUGAGUGGUGUACAAGUGCCUUACAAAGUACGUCAUCUUGGCAUCUAUCUUGUACUAGAGGCCAGCAAUGGAAUGAUACUAUUCUGGGACAAGAAAACAAGUCUGACCAUUAAACUGAGUCACUCACUCAAGGGAACCAUAUGUGGAUUGUGCGGUAAUUACGAUGGGAACGUACACAAUGAUUUCACCACAAGAAGUCAUUUAGUGGUUGCAAAUGCUGACGAGUUUGGAAACAGUUGGAAGGUGUCUCCUGUCUGUGCCAAUGCAAAGACACCUGAAGACCCCUGCUCGAUUAAUGUGCAUCGAGAUGCAUGGGCUCAGAAACAAUGCAGCAUCCUCAAGAAUGGGCCAUUCCUACCUUGUAAUUCCCAGGUGGAUCCAGCCCCAUUUUACGAGUCUUGUGUACGGGAUGCAUGUGCCUGUGACACUGGUGGGGACUGCGAAUGUCUGUGUACUGCUAUCGCUGCCUACUCUCUGGCCUGUAGGAUGGCAGGGCAGUGCGUUUCCUGGAGGACCCCAGAACUUUGUCCUCUCUUCUGUACUUACUACAAUCCGAAUGAUGAGUGUGACUGGCACUAUGCACCGUGCGGGAUUCCCUGCGUCAAAACCUGCCAGAACCCAAGUGGCGCUUGCUCCAAAAUUAUCCCCAAACUUGAAGGCUGCUACCCAGACUGUCCCUCAGAGAAGCCGUUUCUAGAUGAAGAUAAGAUGCAGUGUGUUCCAUUGAGCAACUGUCCCUGUCACAUCAAUGGGACAUACUAUGAGCCAGGCCAAUCAGUCCCAUCCACUCGGAAUUGUGAAUCCUGCAAGUGUAAUAAUGGUGAAGUACAUUGCACCUACCACAAAUCAGCUACCACCACGGCUCCAGUCACUACUCGUAGUACCACAACUACAACAUCCACUGAAACUACACCUGAAAGUACAACAACCACCACCACCUCACCGACAACAGUCACCACUACCACAGUUCCAGUCACUACACAUAGCAUCACUACAACCUCCAUUAAAACUACACCUGAAAUAACCCAGCAAACAUCUACCACCACCACACCAACCACCACCACCACGGCUCCAGUCACUACACAUAGCACCACAACUCUAACAUCCACUGAAACUACCACAAAAAUAACCCAGCCAACAUCUACCACCACCUUACCAACAACCGUCACCACCACCACAGCAGCUCCAGUCACUACACAUAGCCUCACCACAACCUCCACUGAAACCACAUCGAAAGCAACCCAGCCAACAGCCACUACCACGACACCAGCCACCACCACCACCAGCACCACCAUUACUACAACAGUUCCAGUCACUACACAUAGCCUCACCACAACCUCCACUGAAACCACGCCAAAAGGAACACAGCCAACAGCCACUACCACGACACCAGCCACCACCACCAGCACCACCAUUACUACAACAGUUCCAGUCACUACACAUAGCCUCACCACAACCUCCACUGAAACCACGCCAAAAGGAACACAGCCAACAGCCACUACCACGACACCAGCCACCACCACCAGCACCACCAUUACUACAACAGUUCCAGUCACUACACAUAGCCUCACCACAACUUCCACUGAAACCACAUCGAAAGCAACCCAACCAACAUCAACGACCACUACACCAACGACAGUCACCACUGCAACAUCCAACCCAACAACAACUGCCUCCACCGUGCCAAAGACAGAAGCACUGCUGACCGCCUCAACAACUCCAGUCACUACAUUGAGAGCCACAACCACAACUACCACUCAAACUUCAUCUGAACGAACCCAAUCCAUAUCAACGACCACCCCAGCAACAACAACAUGCUCAUGCACAGUACAAGGGAAGAUAUUAUCACCAGGUCAGGCAAUUGUGACUUCCGCAGGUAAAUCAGGCCUCUGUAACUUUACUCUGUGUACUGAGGAUUGUGAAGUUCUGAUGUACACAGGAAGAUGUGAAACUACAACCAGACCACCAGCAGAAACCACGACAUCAGCUACAACAGUGACAGUAACACCAACGUCAAAAGGAACUACAAUCUGUUCAUGUGAUGUUGACGGACAUAUAAUGUCACCAGGUCAGGCAACUGUGACUUCUGCAGGUAAAUCAGGCCUCUGUAACUUUACUCUGUGUACUGAGGAUUGUGAAAUUCUGAAGUACACAGGAAGAUGUGAAACUACAACCAGACCAACAGAAACCACAACAUCAGCUACAACAGUGACAGUAACACCAACGUCAAAAGGAACUACAAUCUGUUCAUGUGACGUUAACGGACAUAUAAUGUCACCAGGUCAGGCAACUGUGACAUCUACAGAUAAAUCAGGCCUCUGUAACUUUGUUCUGUGUACUGAAGAUUGUAAAGUUCUGAAGUACACAGGAAGGUGUGAAAGUACAACCAGACCAACAGAAACUACAACAUCAGCUACAACAGUGACAGUAACACCAACGUCAAGAGCAACUACCACAUGUACCUGUGAGAAUGACGGGCGAAAAAUGCUCCCUGGUCAGGCAACUGUGACUUCUGCAGGUAAAUCAGGCCUCUGUAACUUUACUCUGUGUACUGAGGAUUGUGAAAUUCUGAAGUACACAGGAAGAUGUGAAACUACAACCAGACCACCAGCAGAAACCACAACAUCAGCUACAACAGUGACAGUAACACCAACGUCAAAAGGAACUACAAUCUGUUCAUGUGAUGUUGACGGACAUAUAAUGUCACCAGGUCAGGCAACUGUGACGUCCACAGAUAAAUCAGGCCUCUGUAACUUUGUUCUGUGUACUGAAGAUUGUAAAGUUCUGAAGUACACAGGAAGAUGUGAAAGUACAACCAGACCAACAGAAACUACAACAUCAGCUACAACAGUGACAGUAACACCAACGUCAAGAGCAACUACCACAUGUACCUGUGAGAAUGACGGGCGAAAAAUGCUCCCUGGUCAGGCAACUGUGACUUCUACAGGUAAAUCAGGCCUCUGUAACUUUACUCUGUGUACUGAGGAUUGUGAAAUUCUGAAGUACACAGGAAGAUGUGAAACUACAACCAGACCAACAGAAACCACAACAUCAGCUACAACAGUGACAGUAACACCAACGUCAAAAGGAACUACAAUCUGUUCAUGUGAUGUUGAUGGACAUAUAAUGUCACCAGGUCAGGCAACUGUGACAUCUACAGAUAAAUCAGGCCUCUGUAACUUUGUUCUGUGUACUGAAGAUUGUAAAGUUCUGAAGUACACAGGAAGGUGUGAAAGUACAACCAGACCAACAGAAACUACAACAUCAGCUACAACAGUGACAGUAACACCAACGUCAAGAGCAACUACCACAUGUACCUGUGAGAAUGACGGGCGAAAAAUGCUCCCUGGUCAGGCAACUGUGACUUCUGCAGGUAAAUCAGGCCUCUGUAACUUUACUCUGUGUACUGAGGAUUGUGAAAUUCUGAAGUACACAGGAAGAUGUGAAACUACAACCAGACCACCAGCAGAAACCACAACAUCAGCUACAACAGUGACAGUAACACCAACGUCAAAAGGAACUACAAUCUGUUCAUGUGAUGUUGACGGACAUAUAAUGUCACCAGGUCAGGCAACUGUGACGUCCACAGAUAAAUCAGGCCUCUGUAACUUUGUUCUGUGUACUGAAGAUUGUAAAGUUCUGAAGUACACAGGAAGAUGUGAAAGUACAACCAGACCAACAGAAACUACAACAUCAGCUACAACAGUGACAGUAACACCAACGUCAAGAGCAACUACCACAUGUACCUGUGAGAAUGACGGGCGAAAAAUGCUCCCUGGUCAGGCAACUGUGACUUCUACAGGUAAAUCAGGCCUCUGUAACUUUACUCUGUGUACUGAGGAUUGUGAAAUUCUGAAGUACACAGGAAGAUGUGAAACUACAACCAGACCAACAGAAACCACAACAUCAGCUACAACAGUGACAGUAACACCAACGUCAAAAGGAACUACAAUCUGUUCAUGUGAUGUUAACGGACAUAUAAUGUCACCAGGUCAUGCAACUGUGACUUCUGCAGGUAAAUCAGGGCUCUGUAACUUUACUCUCUCUAGUGAGGAUUGUGAAAUUCUGAAGUACACAGGAAGAUGUGAAACUACAACCAGACCACCAGCAGAAACCACAACAUCAGCUACAACAGUGACAGUAACACCAACGUCAAAAGGAACUACAAUCUGUUCAUGUGAUGUUGACGGACAUAUAAUGUCACCAGGUCAGGCAACUGUGACAUCUACAGAUAAAUCAGGCCUCUGUAACUUUGUUCUGUGUACUGAAGAUUGUAAAGUUCUGAAGUACACAGGAAGAUGUGAAAGUACAACCAGACCAACAGAAACUACAACAUCAGCUACAACAGUGACAGUAACACCAACGUCAAGAGCAACUACCACAUGUACCUGUGAGAAUGACGGGCGAAAAAUGCUCCCUGGUCAGGCAACUGUGACUUCUGCAGGUAAAUCAGGCCUCUGUAACUUUACUCUGUGUACUGAGGAUUGUGAAAUUCUGAAGUACACAGGAAGAUGUGAAACUACAACCAGACCAACAGAAACCACAACAUCAGCUACAACAGUGACAGUAACACCAACGUCAAAAGGAACUACAAUCUGUUCAUGUGAUGUUAACGGACAUAUAAUGUCACCAGGUCAGGCAACUGUGACGUCCACAGAUAAAUCAGGCCUCUGUAACUUUGUUCUGUGUACUGAAGAUUGUAAAGUUCUGAAGUACACAGGAAGAUGUGAAAGUACAACCAGACCAACAGAAACUACAACAUCAGCUACAACAGUGACAGUAACACCAACGUCAAGAGCAACUACCACAUGUACCUGUGAGAAUGACGGGCGAAAAAUGCUCCCUGGUCAGGCAACUGUGACUUCUACAGGUAAAUCAGGCCUCUGUAACUUUACUCUGUGUACUGAGGAUUGUGAAAUUCUGAAGUACACAGGAACAUGUGGAACUACAACCAGACCAGCAGAAACCACAACAUCAGCUACAACAGUGACAGUAACACCAACGUCAAAAGGAACUACAAUCUGUUCAUGUGAUGUUAACGGACAUAUAAUGUCACCAGGUCAGGCAACUGUGACAUCCACAGAUAAAUCAGGCCUCUGUAACUUUGUUCUGUGUACUGAAGAUUGUAAAGUUCUGAAGUACACAGGAAGAUGUGAAAGUACAACCAGACCAACAGAAACUACAACAUCAGCUACAACAGUGACAGUAACACCAACGUCAAGAGCAACUACCACAUGUACCUGUGAGAAUGACGGGCGAAAAAUGCUCCCUGGUCAGGCAACUGUGACUUCUGCAGGUAAAUCAGGCCUCUGUAACUUUACUCUGUGUACUGAGGAUUGUGAAAUUCUGAAGUACACAGGAAGAUGUGAAACUACAACCAGACCAACAGAAACCACAACAUCAGCUACAACAGUGACAGUAACACCAACGUCAAAAGGAACUACAAUCUGUUCAUGUGAUGUUGAUGGACAUAUAAUGUCACCAGGUCAGGCAACUGUGACGUCUACAGAUAAAUCAGGCCUCUGUAACUUUGUUCUGUGUACUGAAGAUUGUAAAGUUCUGAAGUACACAGGAAGAUGUGAAAGUACAACCAGACCAACAGAAACUACAACAUCAGCUACAACAGUGACAGUAACACCAACGUCAAGAGCAACUACCACAUGUACCUGUGAGAAUGACGGGCGAAAAAUGCUCCCUGGUCAGGCAACUGUGACUUCUACAGGUAAAUCAGGCCUCUGUAAUUUUACUCUGUGUACUGAGGAUUGUGAAAUUCUGAAGUACACAGGAAGAUGUGAAACUACAACCAGACCAACAGAAACCACAACAUCAGCUACAACAGUGACAGUAACACCAACGUCAAAAGGAACUACAAUCUGUUCAUGUGAUGUUAACGGACAUAUAAUGUCACCAGGUCAGGCAACUGUGACGUCUACAGAUAAAUCAGGCCUCUGUAACUUUGUUCUGUGUACCGAAGAUUGUAAAGUUCUGAAGUACACAGGAAGAUGUGAAAGUACAACCAGACCAACAGAAACUACAACAUCAGCUACAACAGUGACAGUAACACCAACAUCAAGAGCAACUACCACAUGUACCUGUGAGAAUGACGGGCGAAAAAUGCUCCCUGGUUCAAAUGAUUAUGGGCCAAACACAGGUCAGGCAACGGUGACGUCUACAGGUAAAUCAGGCCUCUGUAAUUUUACUCUGUGUACUGAAGAUUGUGAAGUUCUGAAGUACAUAGGAAGAUGUGAAACUACAACAAGACCAGCAGAAACCACAACAUCAACUACAACAGUGACAGUAACACCAACGUCAAGAGGAACUACAACAUGUACCUGUGAGAAUGAUGGGCAAAUAAUGCUACCUGGGCAAUCCACUGUGAGUUCCGAAGAUAAAUCAGGCCUCUGCAAAUACAUACUGUGCACUGAGGGCUGCAAAAUUGUGACCCAUACAAGAAAAUGCGAAAACACCUCUCCAAUCACUGAGCACAGUACAGCUACAACCACAACAGCGCAGACAACAACUGCCAGUUCCACAGCUUCAACGACCUGCUUCUGCAAAGUCAACGGGAAAGUAAUAUCUGCAGUGUGUCGAGACUUAUGGAGAUUGUAUUUCCUUUUCUUUCCAGGAGAGAAAAUUUACUUUACCAGUGAUAAAGCUGGCUGGUGUUACAUUGGGUUGUGUACAUCUAAGUGUGAAGUUGUGAAGCACACCAUACCAUGUGAAGCCUCCACUUCCGUUUUACCAACCACGUCAGCACCAACAACAGCAGUACCAGUGACCGGUUGCCCAGACCUGCACCCACCGAGAGCUAUGAAUGAGACUUGGAAUUUGGACAAUUGCACAAAGGCAACAUGCAAAGGGAAUAAUACUGUUUCCGUGGAGUCAGUGAAAUGUCCAAGUGUUAAACCAAUGGUUUGUCAAAAUGGACUGCAACCCAGAAAGGUUUAUGACCAUUCCAACUGCUGCUAUCAGCAAGAAUGUGGCUGUUCCUGCAUUGGAUGGGGAGGUUCCCAUUACAUUACUUUUGAUGGAACAGAGUACACAUUCAAAGGAAAAUGUACUUACAUCGUGGUGAAGCAAAUAACAGAAAAGAUCGAAAACUUCAAGAUUUACUUGGACAACUCCAAUGUUGGGCCCGAAAUGUCACAGCCAAUAGCCCUCAAUAUAUUCUACAAAUCUUUAGUAAUCUCAUUGAUUCGGGUGACUGUCAACAACUCAAUAAAAGCCACGGUAAGUGUUUCUACACUUUCUGCCAAUUGGCAAAGAAGAGCUUUGCCCAACAGUUUGGAUUUAGCCCAGGUCAAUGAUGAAGAGAUUAUACAACCUUAUUCCCAUGAUGGGGUCAAGAUCAGUUCCUCAGGGAUCACGGAAACGGUUGAGAUUAUUCCCAUUAAUGCUACUAUUACCUUUGAUGGCCUGGGCUUUACUAUAGACCUUCCCCACGCGGUCUUUGGGAAAAACGUUGAAGGACAGUGUGGUACCUGCACCAACAACAAGACAGAUGACUGCACACUGCCUGAUGGAACCGUGGUAUCUUCUUGCUCUCACGCCGCCCCUCACUGGAAAAUUACGGAUAAGAACAAAGAACAUUGCGAUGCCGCAACUACAACUCCAAUGCCAAUACUUUCUUCAGCCACACCUUCUCUAAAAACCACACUCAGUCCGACAACUGUGCCAACUACCCCUUGUGCAGCAUCAAAUAUCUGCAAGAUCAUCCUUGGCCCUAUCUUCACAAAAUGCCAUGACAAGGUACCUCCAGGCCCAUUCUAUGAAGCCUGCGUGAAUGACGCAUGCCAUGUCAUGAAUGAGACAAUAAUAUGUUCCAGUAUAGACAUGUAUUCCAAGAUGUGCAGAUCUAAAGGCGAUACCUGUGUGGAUUGGCGGGAUCACACCGACGGAAUAUGUUCAUAUCACUGCCCUGCAAAGAUGGAAUAUAAACCAUGUGCAUCAAAGGAGCAGCCAACGUGUGGGUCCAGAUCGCAUGACGAAAAUAAACCCAGUGAUGAAGGCUGCUUCUGUCCUGAUGGAAAGAUCCUGUUUAAGCCCGGAGACAUCUGCACGGAUAGCUGUAAUUGUAUUGGACCUGAUGGAAAACCAAAGCAGGUCGGUGAAACAUGGCAAAGCAAUUGUCAGGAUUGUUCUUGCAGCAAGGCAACAUUGAGCAUCAUCUGCAAACCCCACAAAUGCUCUGUAUCACCUCCAGUGGUGUGCACAGAACAAGGCUUUGUACCAGUUGUUGAAAGGAACCAAAGCGACUUAUGUUGUACAGAAACCAUCUGCAGUAAGUGGACCUUUUCUCCGUUUUACAAAAACAGAAAAUGCUUGAAAUACACAGCAGAUCAGGCAGCGUCUGUGGACAAAGGAGUACAGAGUGAACAUUUCACCUCACUGCCCAUUGAUCAGAUGUUUAAGAAGGAACUGCCGAAACGUUGCCUAUUUCCUUUGCUCCAUAGACGCUGCUGCGCUAUCAGAGGUUAUCUAAAAUUAGAGAAUUCAGUGUUGAUGUUAUUGGGUUAUAAGCUACCCAAGCGGAAAUGUAACAUAACUCACUGCCCAACUGUGAAAUUUGACUGCAAAGUUGGAUACACGCCCGAGGUCCACAUGAAAGAUAAUAAAUGCUGCCCAACUUACACCUGUGUACCAAAAAAAGUCUGCGUGUUCAAUGACACUGAAUACAAGCCGGGAAUGACUGUACCACAGAACACAUGCAAGGAUUGCAAAUGUACUGACGAAGUGGAUCCAUCAACCAAGCUCCAUGCCAUUGCAUGCACGCCCGUUAAGUGUGAUACUCAGUGUUCACAGGGCUAUGAAUAUAAGAAGCAGGAAGGACAAUGUUGUGGAAAUUGUACCCAGGUUUCAUGUAUAAUUGAACUGCCAAACAGGCCACCAAUAAUCCUCAAGCCUGGAAAUAAAAUGUCGGUGGGAAAAAACAACUGUACAACAUAUGAAUGUGAGAAAAUAGGGAGCCACUUUAUUCCAAACAUCUACAAUCAAUGGUGCCCUCGUUUGGAUCAUGACAACUGUGAGGCUGUAAGUUCGACUGGUCAUGAAUUAAUAUUUGUUCUACAAUAUUGCGUUGGACUUUCAAUUAUCUUCAAUUGUAUUCCAAAGACAUGCAGUACUACAAAGAUCGUGACCCACAUCAAACACAAGGGAUGCCGAUCGCAACAAGAAGUGCCGAUGACCUCCUGUGGAGGGCGCUGUAUGACGUCUUCAGUGUAUUCUUCCGAAGCAAAUAUGAUUUCACAUAACUGUAGCUGCUGUCAGGAGUUGGAAACCAGCAAGAAAAACAUCACCUUACUUUGUCCAGGCAGUAAGACAACUACGUUCACCUACACUUACGUCACCAAGUGUGGGUGUGUGCCCACAAAAUGUGAGCCACUCAUAAAACAAGUGGCGGAACCCCCAGCUCGUGACACAGCCCAAAAAACACUGAACAAGAACGAAGGCUAGAGAUUUCCUGAAUGGUGCCAGAAACUGAGAAAUCGAUUAGUUUCAAAUAGAAAGAUAUUAUGAGCUUGAAACUGUUUCUACCUUCUUUAAACAUUGUAAUACAGUUUUAUCGAUUUCUUAAUCAAUUCUAAAGGAUCUACUAAGCCAAUAAAUAUGAAACUUCAUUUCUAAGUUCUUGUUAGGGUUACAGAGCUACUAAUCUGCUUGCUAAGUAAUGGGACAAAAUGGGCCAUUCACUAAGAUUAAAUGGAGCAACCUGCUGCUUGACCUUUGCUUGGUUCCAUCAUAUUUUUUUGCAGUGUUUUUCCCAGAUGCUUUGAGAGAAAUGUAUUUGCCAGAAGUCAUAGAAUAACUCCAUGAGCUAGUUACAGAGCUGUGGCGAUUUGGUGGCAUUUGAAGGACUGUUAUCAGCAACACAUUGCUUUUUGAGAACUGUGCCCUAGGAGCAUACUUUUUAAGACCAUAUUUAAACAGCAUAGUGCAAUAAUCACCUACCUUCAGGUUACCGGAAAAUGAAGUUUCAUUUCAUCUUUAGUAUUUCUACACUCACUGUAAUUACAAGAACACUUUGAAUUAGUUGCUGUAAUAAUCAUCAAUAAAAAUUAAUCUGCAUUUAUUGUCUGCACUUUCAUUGACUGGUUUUAACACUGACACUGAACCUUGUAUUCCAUUUGACAUGGAUGAGGUGUGUAGGAGGGAAUACCUUGUGUUACACCUGUACCCUGAAUCUGGCGUCACUUGGGGACCAACUCAGAUAGGAACAGACACAGAAUAAAACAUCUCGUAGAACCGCGGAGGUUUCCCAAAGAAGUCGGUUUAUUUAAGGCCUUAAUACCCCUGUCCCACU
Molecule: messenger RNA, 13195 nt
Organism: Leucoraja erinaceus (little skate)
Lineage: Eukaryota; Metazoa; Chordata; Chondrichthyes; Rajiformes; Rajidae
Product: mucin-2-like
Exons: 69
Coding region: 1-12348 (4115 amino acids)
Cellular component (GO): extracellular matrix
Molecular function (GO): protein binding
Source: RefSeq, a predicted model, not a curated record